CGCUGUAAAGCAAGAAGCACUUGGGAUCGUCCGCAGGUUUGGGACUGCUACAGAGGCCGCCACGGAGCCCUCCGGAGCCACCGUUCCUCUUGCUGCUGCUGCCGCUGCCCGAAUUGGGACUGUCGGGCCGCAGCCGCCGGCAAUGCCGCGAAGGAAGUGUUAAUACAGACCCACGGAGUAAAUGUUUUCUGUGCUAAUGUCUGGAUCUAUGGUGUUACAGAGGAAUGCAGGCAGUAGUUCAGAUGGAACCGAAGAUUCCGAUUUUUCUACAGAUCUCGAGCACACAGACAGUUCAGAGAGCGAUGGCACAUCCCGGCGAUCUGCCCGGAUCACCCGCUCCUCAGCCCGGCUGAGCCAGAGUUCCCAAGAUUCCAGCCCUGUUCGAAAUUUGCAGUCUUUUGGCGCCGAGGAGCCUGUUUAUUCUACCAGGAGAGUGACCCGUAGUCAGCAGCAGCCGACCCCGGUGACUCCGAAAAAGUACCCCCUUCGGCAGACACGUUCUUCUGGCUCAGAGACUGAGCAAGUGAUUGACUUUUCAGAUAGAGAAACUAAAAAUACAGCUGAUCAUGAUGAGUCUCCACCUCGAACUCCAACUGGAAAUGCACCUUCUUCUGAGUCUGACAUAGACAUCUCCAGCCCCAACGUGUCUCAUGACGAGAGCAUCGCCAAGGACAUGUCCCUGAAGGACUCAGGCAGUGACCUCUCUCAUCGCCCGAAGCGCCGUCGCUUCCAUGAAAGCUACAAUUUUAAUAUGAAGUGUCCUACACCAGGCUGUAACUCUCUGGGACAUCUUACAGGAAAACAUGAGAGACAUUUCUCCAUCUCAGGAUGCCCACUCUAUCACAACCUCUCAGCUGAUGAAUGCAAGGUGAGAGCACAGAGCCGGGAUAAGCAGAUAGAAGAAAGGAUGCUGUCCCACAGGCAAGAUGACAACAACAGGCAUGCAACCAGGCAUCAGGCACCAACAGAGAGGCAGCUGCGAUACAAAGAAAAAGUUGCUGAACUCAGGAAGAAAAGAAAUUCUGGGCUGAGCAAAGAACAGAAGGAGAAAUAUAUGGAACACAGACAGACCUACGGGAACACUCGGGAACCUCUUUUGGAAAACCUGACUAGCGAGUAUGACUUGGAUCUUUUCCGAAGAGCACAAGCCCGGGCUUCGGAGGAUUUGGAGAAGUUAAGGCUACAAGGCCAAAUCACAGAGGGGAGCAAUAUGAUUAAAACAAUUGCUUUUGGUCGCUAUGAGCUUGACACCUGGUACCAUUCUCCCUAUCCUGAAGAAUACGCGCGACUGGGACGUCUCUAUAUGUGUGAAUUCUGUUUAAAAUACAUGAAGAGCCAAACGAUACUCCGCCGACACAUGGCUAAGUGUGUGUGGAAACACCCGCCCGGCGAUGAGAUCUACCGCAAAGGCUCAAUAUCCGUGUUUGAAGUGGACGGCAAGAAAAACAAGAUCUACUGCCAAAACCUGUGCCUGUUGGCCAAGCUUUUUCUGGACCACAAGACAUUGUAUUACGACGUGGAGCCCUUCCUGUUCUAUGUUAUGACAGAAGCGGACAACACUGGCUGUCACCUGAUCGGAUAUUUUUCCAAGGAGAAGAAUUCAUUCCUCAACUAUAAUGUAUCCUGUAUCCUUACCAUGCCUCAGUACAUGAGACAGGGCUAUGGCAAGAUGCUCAUUGAUUUCAGUUAUUUGCUUUCCAAAGUGGAAGAGAAAGUUGGCUCCCCGGAACGUCCACUGUCAGACCUGGGGCUCAUAAGCUACCGCAGUUACUGGAAGGAAGUGCUGCUGCGGUACCUGCACAAUUUCCAAGGCAAAGAGAUUUCUAUCAAAGAAAUUAGCCAGGAGACAGCUGUGAAUCCUGUGGACAUUGUCAGCACUCUGCAGGCCCUGCAGAUGCUCAAGUAUUGGAAAGGAAAGCACCUAGUUUUAAAGAGACAGGACCUGAUUGACGAGUGGAUAGCCAAAGAGGCCAAGAGAUCCAACUCCAACAAAACCAUGGAUCCCAGCUGUUUAAAAUGGACCCCUCCCAAGGGCACUUAAAGUGACCUGUUACUCUGAGCCAGCGAACCCCAGCAGUAGGAAUCCGUACCCUAGGGAUCUGCCUGUCAUUUCUGUUGCUCCUGUGAUUGGCAAGUACAGUGUCCUUUGGGAAGGCCACCCCCUCAGGACUGUCCUGGCUCCGACCUUCAUGCACACUGCAGACGCUGGUUCUGAGGAACUGUUGUUUCGGCCUCAGUGAGGUUGCCCGGAUGGGAUCUAUGUUCGACCGGAGUGCAGGUCCCCCGCAGCACUGGCCCCCGGUGUUCUGUGUGCACCGUACCUGUCCGGUCGCCGCUUCUCUCCUCCUGUCCUCUUGCCCCAUGAGGUUGUGUGGUGUCUUCUGAACCCUGUCAUAGUGCUUCUGCCGCCUCGUCACCAGACCUCCAAAUAUAGUUGCCACUACCGGGACCUUUCCAAUUAUUCCUGACAUGUGUUUUUUGGAUGGGCAGGGAAGAGGUAACAUUUCUGUGUGUGUGUGCACCGGGGCGGGGGCGGGGGGGUCUCUUCCCUUUGGGUCUCAUCUCACUUUAAAUAUUUUCCUCCAUUUUAAUGGAAAGACCUGUUUUGACCAGUGUCAGGCUGACCAGAGCCACACGUUUCGGAAGUCCCACCCUGGGAUCAGUCUCGGUAACGGCACGUCAUCUCUCUGAAUGAGACAGAGAGAAGUAGGAGGCGGUGAUUCUGUAUUCUGUGCCGAGUUCACCGGAGGGCAGUGGGCCAUGUCCUGGUGGAAGGGAAUGAACACUUUUUACCUCACCAGAAAGCGCCCGGUAGUAAAUGUCUUCUUCCCACCUUGCUUCCUGCCCCUUUCUGUUUGCAGGUGCCAGAUAAUUUCAGUUAGUUCUCCCUUUCAUGCUGCACGUUAACCGGUUCGUUAACUGCGCAGCCCUUUUCACCAGUACCAGCCUGACCCCGCACACCCGUGCUUCCACGGAAGUUGCACUGAUUUCAUCCGGCACCCUCGGAGAAGUGGAAGCUGAUUGAGAAGUGUCUCAGCCCCUUCUCUUUUCAGCAGUGCCUCGCCCUCCUCCCUCCAGGGCCGACGUGUGUGUGCCCUUCCAAGAGCUCCGCCUCCAUCCAUUCCCUCUGUGGGGUUUGCCACGGCCCCUGUCCUCUGGUCUCCUGUUUUUGGUAUUUCAGUGAAAGAAGAGAUGCUCCCUCUGAUUUUGCUCCAGCCCUUUAUAACCUGCUAUCCCGGGGCAGCUUUUGAUGUAUGACAUGUCGCCCUUCCCGACUUGGUCGCCUCCACCACUGCUGUCUUCACGUGGAGCCCUCGCCACAGUCCCGACUCUGGUCAUUUGUGCCUUUCUCUCGUCGUCUCUGUACACUACUCACACUCCCGUGGGGUGGGGGAGCUCGUUUUAAGCAUGUUCGGUGGCAGCACCCUGCCAGUUUUAGCGUCACUUAAAACUUACCCAAAAGCGACUUCACUGGGGGUUUUCUUAAGGGGUGAAGGCCUUUUACAGAAGCUGACCCUUCCCCACACGUGGUAGAAUGUGCUGUUCUGUAUCUACUCCUCAAUAAAGCAUGUUCUCUGCUCAA
Messenger RNA from Phyllostomus hastatus (greater spear-nosed bat), 3583 nucleotides. It is a transcript of the gene KAT7, whose product is annotated as lysine acetyltransferase 7. Gene Ontology annotation, molecular function: histone acetyltransferase activity; zinc ion binding. Gene Ontology annotation, cellular component: nucleus. Gene Ontology annotation, biological process: regulation of DNA-templated transcription. The coding region runs from base 182 to 2041 and encodes 619 amino acids. The record is from RefSeq and is a predicted model, not a curated record. The transcript is spliced from 15 exons. Lineage: Eukaryota; Metazoa; Chordata; Mammalia; Chiroptera; Phyllostomidae.